CGUAACAGGAACAACUAUAAAGUUUUAAACUUUAGUGUUUCAUUGUCCGUCUGAUCUAUGUUCGUAUCACUCCAAGGUUGCAAAGAUGAAUUGUGUUGCAGUGUUGUGUUUUCAUCUGUUUCUGACUUGUUUCCUUAGCACUCACCCGACAAUUGCUGCCCAAUCCAACUCUGAUGAACAAAGUCUUAUAGCAAUCAAGAAUUCAAUCACCUUGGAUCCCCUGAAGGUUUUUGACACUUGGAUCCCUAGUAUUCACUUUUGCAACUGGACAGGGGUUACUUGUGAUGCAGCAGCCCAGAAAGUGGUGUCUCUUAUUCUUGAGAGCUUCCAGUUACAGGGGACUGUUUCCCCUUCAAUUGGGAAUCUCACCUUUAUAAAAGAACUCUCUCUCUAUAACAACAGCCUCAGUGGUGAAAUUCCAGAGGAAUUAGGUAGACUACAGCGUCUGCAACAACUCCGUUUAUCAAGCAAUGAACUUGAUGGCCCAAUUCCAUUGAACCUCACUGCUUGCCGGGAUUUAGUACGAUUGGCUGUAUCGUAUAAUCAUUUGACAGGAAGUACUCCACCACAGCUGUGUCGCCUCAAAAAACUCCAAGUUCUUAAGUUGGGAUCCAAUAAAUUCACAGGUACCAUUCCUUCAUCUUUAGCAAAUCUUUCUUCUCUAAAUACUCUGUUUCUGGAAACUAACAAUCUUCAGGGACAAAUUCCUCCCGAAUUAGGACAGCUCAAUGAAUUGCAAUCGCUCUAUUUAUUUGAAAAUCAUUUAACAGGCCCUGUUCCAUUUUCUCUGUCAAACAUAUCUGUCCUUAGUGAGUUAGAUCUUGACAGCAAUAACUUAAGUGGUGAGAUCCCUCCCGAGUUAGGGAAUUUAGCCCAGUUGCAAACUCUCUAUUUAUGGGGCAAUAAUCUCAAAGGCAAUAUUCCAAUCUCACUUUCUAAUUGUUCCCAAAUGGUUCAGCUGGAUUUAGAGUUAAAUCACCUGACAGGGGUUGUGCCAUUGGGGUUCAGCAAGCUAUCCGCCCUUGAAUAUCUGAGUUUAUCUUCUAAUGAGCUUGUCAGUGGCAGUUCUAUCACAAUCCCGAUUCUCUCAGCUCUGUCAAAUUGCAGCCAAUUGAAUGAAUUACUUUUCCAUGACAAUAAUUUGAGAGGGCGCAUACCAGAACAACUUCCCACAAAUCUGUCUGUGCUUUUGCUAAAUGGGAAUAAUAUAACUGGAAUCAUACCUUCACAAAUUGCCAAUCUAACCAAUUUGACUGAGCUUGAUCUUUCUUCGAAUCUGUUUACGGGUAAGAUCCCAGCCUUGUUGAGUGAUCUUCAGAAGUUGCAAAGAUUACGGCUGGAUAACAACAAGCUGGAUGGAAGCAUACCUAGCGAGAUUGGUAAAAUUGAAAAUCUUGGGGAGUUAUCUCUGAGCAAUAACAGGCUUUCUGGAGACAUCCCUCUCACAAUUGCCCUACUUCAACAACUCAGACGCCUUAUGCUUCAUCACAACCAACUGUCGGGGAGCAUACCAGCUAGUUUGGGGAAAUGCUACAAUUUGGAGCUAGUGGACCUUUCCCACAAUCAAUUCACUGGACAACUACCCCGUGAAGUGGCUUCUCUUCCUAAUUUACAGUUUUAUUUCAACUUGUCAGGGAAUUCAUUACAAGGACAAUUGCCUCUGGAGAUAGGAAAGAUGAUACAUGUCCAAGCUAUAGAUGUCUCUGCGAAUAGGCUGAAAGGCCACAUUCCAGCCACACUGGGAAGCUGUUCAAAUCUGCAGCAUCUAAAUCUUUCCUCAAAUAAAUUACAGGGCCGAAUUCCAAACGAUCUUGGCAACUUAAAAAGCCUGGUGGAUAUGGAUCUGUCUUAUAACAACCUGUCAGGACCAAUACCUUCUUCUUUGAGAAAUCUGACGAUGUUUGAGUAUAUGAACUUGUCUUUCAAUAACCUCAGUGGAGAAAUCCCAAAAGAAGGUGUCUUCAAAAACUUGUCAGCUGCAUCAUUUAUGGGAAAUUCCUUUCUUUGCGGAGAAUGGAUGCAUCUUCCCUCCUGUUCAAUUGUCGUUCCUUCAGGUAAAAGUAACAGAAGUAAAGUUCUAGCAAUUGCAUUAGCAGGGGGAGCAGUUGCCACUGUAUUGUGCUCUUUGCUUAUUGGGGGAUUAAUUUACUUUCAUUUUCAGAGGAUGAGUCGUGGCAACUCUACAGAUGUUUCAACGAUAAAUCCCAUUCGGCACACUGGGGUUUCGUAUCAAGAAAUCGUGGCUGCAACAAACCGGUUUGAUGGGGAAAAUUUAUUAGGAACUGGUGGCUUUGGCUCUGUUUAUAAAGGUAUUUUAAAUGAUGGUACAGCUGCUGCUUUUAAGAUCCUCAACAUGCAAAAGGAAAAGGCGUGGAAGAGUUUUAUUGCAGAGUGCAAAGUUCUGGGAAACUGUAUCCACAGAAAUCUAGUUAAUGUGAUAACCUUUUGUUCAGAACCUGAAAACAAAGUUUUGGUUCUCCAAUUCAUGUCUAAAGGAAAUUUGGAGAAACUCUUAUUUUCAGAUGGUGGUUUAUCGGACCUGAGCAACAUAUUGAAUAUUGCAUUAGAUGUAGUCCAUGCAUUGGAAUAUCUACAUCAUGAUUGUUCAGUGCAAGUUGUACACUGUGAUAUAAAGCCUAGCAAUAUUCUCCUGGAUGAGGAUAUGACAGCCCAUGUAGCCGAUUUUGGGAUUGCUCAAUUGAUUUGUGAGCCAGACUCCCUGGAGUCAUUGACUUCAGCUCUAUCUCUGAAAGGAUCCAUUGGCUACAUUCCACCAGAAUAUGGAGUGGGUGGGAAGGUUUCGACAAAGGGUGAUGUUUACAGCUAUGGUAUUGUGUUGCUCGAGAUGAUAACCAGAAAGAGUCCAACUGAUGAUAUGUUUAUGGGAGAUUUGAACCUUCAUAAGUGGGUCAGCAUGCAUUUUCCCGAUAGAGUGGUGGAGAUUGUUGACCACAGAGUGAUGAGAGAUUUAGAGGAAUAUGAGAUAAAGGUGGUUCUUAUUCCAUUCAUACACAUUGGUUUGGUUUGUUCAAAUGAAUCACCUCUGCAACGACCCACAGCACAACAGGUAGCAGGAGCACUAGAAAUCAUGAGGAAGAACCUCCUUCAAACCACAGUGACAACCCAACCACAAACAUAUAUUUAAGCAUUUUUGGGUGGUAGAGAAAUAUGCAGACGGUGAUUCAGGAUAUGUUGGCAAUUAACGACUACAUCUACCAGUUCUAUUUAGUAAUUGCAAUGUCUUCACCAGUUUCUACUUUGGAUUGCAGCCAUGUUUCGGUUCUAUUUUCAUAUAACAGUCUAGUGAUUGACUUAGUUAUUUUCCAAAUGUUGAUCUGAGAUCAGGUCUUAUUAGCUAGUUUAUGUUCUUUUGUGCAAUGUUGCCAAUAUUAUAUUAAGUGUGGCUUCUAUAUAAGCUGUUAUAU
This is a messenger RNA of Cryptomeria japonica (Japanese cedar), 3425 nucleotides long. Its product is annotated as LRR receptor-like serine/threonine-protein kinase FLS2. Gene Ontology annotation, molecular function: ATP binding; protein binding; protein kinase activity. NCBI's taxonomy places the organism in Eukaryota, Viridiplantae, Streptophyta, Pinopsida, Cupressales, Cupressaceae. The record is from RefSeq and is a predicted model, not a curated record. The transcript has 2 exons. Bases 86 to 3145 code for a protein of 1019 amino acids. Gene Ontology annotation, biological process: hormone-mediated signaling pathway; protein phosphorylation. Gene Ontology annotation, cellular component: plasma membrane.